AUGGAGGGAGGUCAGAUGCAGAAGGUUAUGGUGAUCCAUGAUGUGUCAAAACAAUGUUGUUGGAGUGCAAUAAGAUGGGUUGUUAAUGAGGGUUUAUGUUUAAACCCUGGGGAUGAGCUUAUACUUCUCGGAGUUGUUCACCAUCUCAAUGAUCCUCCCACCUUGGAUUUCUUGGCAGCUGCUAAACAACUGGGAUAUGAGACCACAAUGACGAUUUCAGAUGCUAUGAGAGAAGAAGAAAUGGAUCAUAGGGAUAAGGAACAGAACUGGCCCUGUACAUAUGCGGAGAUGCUUGCCCUCUCUAAACAAUGCCAAGUUCAAAAGGUUAAGCUUGAGGUAGACGUACGUGUUGGGGUUUCGAGGAAGGUGGUUGCGGUGGAAAGCGCCAAGGAAUUGGAGGCUACUUUGGUAAUUUUAGACUGGGAGAUGAAGAAAGAGAAGAAGUACUUCAUGAAGAAGUUAAGAUGCGGCAUAUGGAAACUGAAAAGUAAUAAUACGGCGGAGCAAUUGAGAGCACCCAUCCAAUCAUUGGACUUCACCAAAACAUCCCCCACGCGCACCACCGCAAGCGCCGCCGCCUCCCAAAUGUCGUACAAUGAAAUGAUACCAUCCUCCCGAAAACUCUCUUCUUCUUCUCGACAAAUUGCCGCGAUAGCAGCAGCUUCAAUAAUCUCCAGUAGCGUUGAGAAAGAUGGAGGUGAAAACAAGAAGAAAACAGUUGAAGGAGAAAUGGAGGAGGAGAAUGUGGAAGAGAAGGAGAUGAGAUUAUUAUUUUCGAAUUCGAUUUGCUCAUUGUGCCAGAACAAGAGGCCGGCGGCUAAGCCAGGAGGAGGAGGGAAGAUAGAUUUCACAUAUACAGAGCUUCACGAGGCGACGGAUGGGUUUUUGAGGGACAACUUUUUAUCAGAAGGGGGGUUUGGUUGUGUUUACAAAGGGAAGUUGAAGAAUGGGGUGAAAAUAGCAGUGAAGCAGCACAAGAACAUGAUGAGCCUUCAGGGGGAGAGAGAGUUCAAAUCAGAGGUUGAUGUGCUCAGCAGAGCCACACAUGAGAAUCUGGUCAUGUUGUUGGGUUCAUGCUCUCAAGGGACUCAUAGGCUUCUGGUUUAUGAAUAUGUCUGCAAUGGCUCCCUAGAUGAUCAUCUCUCAAGUGAUGCUAUGAUACCUCUAAACUGGGAGCAGAGAUUGAAGAUAGCAGUGGGAGCUGCCAAAGGUUUAGAGUAUUUGCAUGCACAAAAUAUCAUACACAGAGAUAUUAGACCUAACAAUAUUCUCAUCACCCAUGAUCAUCAAUCUCUGCUAGGAGAUUUUGGGCUUGCAAGAGCAAGGAGCAAUAAUGACUCAAAUCACUUCUCAAAUGAGAGUGUAGUUGGGACAAUGGGAUAUGUUGCCCCUGAAUAUGCAGAGAGUGGCAAGCUUUCAACAAAAACAGAUGUUUACUCUUUUGGAGUCGUCUUAUUGCAGCUUAUAACUGGACUCACUAAUACUGACAAGCAUCUCAAAGGCAGGAGCCUCGUUGAAUGGGCAGUCCCACUUUUGGAGCAGAAGAAUUAUCCACGUCUUAUUGACACAAGGAUUGUUGAUUCUCAUGAUGUCCACCAACUGUUUGGUAUGGUGCAACUGGUGGAGGAAUGCUUGAGGAAGGAUCCCAACAAGAGGCCACCCAUGAAAUGUGUGGUUGAUACCUUGUCGGACAUUAUAGAAGGAAGCGCAAUCAGGCAGUGCUCUCAGUCAAAAACAUAUUCGUUUAGCAACGCAAUCGAUGCCAUUCAACCCCAAAAACACAAUAAUAAAGUCAAACAUACUAAUGAAAAUCAAAACUUAAUUAAUAACAACAAAUGUAAAUCAGAAAAAGCAUCCACCCUCGUCAAAGAACCCGAAAGAAAACAAUGUUCGGAGCGUGGCAUAGAGGUUAGAAAGGUUGGGUUUAAAAGCAGUGGAACAAAAUCUAUGCGCAAAAACAAGGUACUUUAUGAUGAGAUGAUUCUUUAA
Molecule: messenger RNA, 1989 nt
Organism: Ipomoea triloba (trilobed morning glory)
Lineage: Eukaryota; Viridiplantae; Streptophyta; Magnoliopsida; Solanales; Convolvulaceae
Product: probable serine/threonine-protein kinase PBL16
Exons: 8
Coding region: 1-1989 (662 amino acids)
Biological process (GO): protein phosphorylation
Cellular component (GO): plasma membrane
Molecular function (GO): ATP binding; protein tyrosine kinase activity
Source: RefSeq, a predicted model, not a curated record